AGGAUGUGUAGGAGUUCCUGGGGAGACAAAGUGGACAUUAGCAGAAGGAAUGUUUGCAAAAUCAGUUAAGACUUAGAAUGAGAAUUGACGUCCCGGAGUCCGCAGUUCUAAGAAGCAGGCAAUCCUGAGAAAAGCCGCUGGCUCAGAAACAGGGCCUGGGCACCGCUUCCUCUUUCUGCUUCUGUUUUCCAACAACGGCAGCAUAAAUAGGAAGCGUGAGAGGCGCUCAGCCACCGAGACUCCAGCAGGAGGCUGGUCUGUCCCACCACGGAGAGGCCUGGAGAAAACGAGUUCUGGAGGGAGGAUUCACAAGAACAGAUGACAAGGCUAUAGUCUGGCCCCCAACUGGGGAGGGACACAAGAUUCCAGGCCAGGAAGACCUGGACCCUGCUCAUCCACAGCUGACCCGGAGAUGGCGUCGCCCUGGUGGCUGCUCUUCAUGACCCUGCUGGCUCUGUGCUGGGGGCCCAGCAUGGCAGGGGCCCCAGACAGGGGAGGGGAGAGGUGUGACCCCCUCCUGGCCUCUCCCGGGCCGGGGACCGUCCCACUGCAGACCCUGCGCUGUCACAAUGACUACACCAGCCGCAUCGUGUGUGGGUGGGCCGACACCCAGGAUGCCCAGCGGUUCGUCAAUGUGACCCUCUACCGCAGGCUGAAUGAGAGCCCCCCGCAGCCGGUGUCCUGUGAGCUCAGCGACGACAUGCUCUGGUCAGAAUGCCCCUCUCCUCCCUGUGUGCCCAGAAGAUGCGUCAUUCCCUACACGCUGUUCGUCAAUUCUGACAAGGACAACUUCUCGUUCCAACCAGACAGGCCUCUGGGCGCCCAGCUCGCCGUUACUCUGAGCCAGAAUGUGCAGCCCCCCGCACCCACGGACCUCCGCAUCACUGCUACCACAGACCACUUCCAGCUGACCUGGAGUACGGCCCUCGGGUGUUCCCAGGGCCAGUGGCUGUCAGACCUGGAGUUUGAGGUGGUCUACAGGCGGCUUCAGGACUCCUGGGAGGAUGCCUCCACCCUCUACACCACCUCCCCGCAGGCCGAUCUGGGGCCGGAGCACCUCCUACCCAGCUGCACCUACGUGGCCCGAGUGCGCGCCCGGCUGGGCCAGGGCUCCAGGCUCUCUGGAAGGCCAAGCCCGUGGAGCCCAGAGGUUCACUGGGACUCCCAGCCAGGGGACAAGGCCCAGCCCCAGAACCUCCGGUGCGUCUUUGACGGGGGCGCCGUGCUCAGCUGCUCCUGGGAAGUAAGGUCCGAGGUGACCAGCUCCAUCUCCUUCACCCUCUUCUACAGGUCCGGCCCCGACGCAGAGGAGAAGGAGUGCUCCUCCGUGCUGAAGGAGGAGGCCCACGGCCCCCACACCCUGUACCGGUGCCAGGUCCCCGUGGCCGACCCCCAGAGCCACAGCCAGUACCUCAUCUCCGUUCGGCCGAAGGUGGAAGAGAAGUGUAUAAAGAGCUCUGAGAACAUCCAGAUGGCGCCCCCGACGCUCAGUGUGACCAAGGACAGAGACGGCCACGUUUUGCGCUGGGAGGUGGAGAAGAUGUCCUUCUCACACAUCAUGCACGCCUUCCAAGUCCAGUACAAGAAAGCUGCGGUCUCCUGGCAGGAGAGCAAGACUGAGCGCCUUCCCAACACCCGCGUCAUGCCGCUGCCGUCCCUGGAGCCCUCCGCCAGGUACCAGGCGAGAGUGAGGGUCAAGCCUGACAGCGGCUACAACGGGAUCUGGAGCGAGUGGAGCGCGGAGUGCUCCUGGGACACCGACUGGGUGCUGCCCACGUGGGGCCUGGCCUUCAUCCUGGUCUUCACCACCCUCACCUUACUCCCGGUCCUGCGCUUCUGUGGCCUAUAUUGGUACAGGCUGAACCGGAAGUGGGAGGAGAAAAUCCCCAACCCCAGUAAGAGCCACCUGUUCCAGAACGGGAGUGCGGGGCUCCGGCUCCCAGACAGCAUCCUCACCUGCAGGAGCGCCUCACACGGGGGGCCGUGGGACAGCCCCUUCCCUGGGCUGGACAGGGUGUCCCCUGUGGACGGCGUGCACAGCAAGGUGUCACAUCUUACUAUAGAGGACCCUAACCUUGCCAGCGACUCACCGUCUGAGCCUAAAACCACCCCAGCCACUUCAGACCUGCCCGCGGAGCUGCCCCCAAGCCUCCAGCCCUGCCUGCCAGCCGCCUCAAGCAGGCUUGAGAGGAAGGUUUCUGGCUUUGACUUCAACGGCCCCUACCUGGGCCCACCCCACAGCCUGUCCCUGCCGGAGCUCGUGGGCCCGGAGGUGCUCCCACAGACGGGCGUGAGCCACGAGCCGCCGUCCUCAGGGUCCCUGGAGUACAUGUGCCUGCCUGAAGGGGAGCAGGUGCAGCUGGUCCCGCUGGCCCAGGUGCUGGGACGGGGCCAGGCCGGGGGAGCAGAGAGAAGGCCCUGCCCCGGGGCCAAGGAGGCGAGCCCCUCCCUGGAGGCAGGGACAGACACUGCGCCCCCCGCACCUGCACUCACGCUCACGUUGUGGGGUCAGGGCAUGAAGGGUGGCCCCACAGCUCUGUCUAGUGGGGCUCAGGGCCCUGAGGGUGACACCAUGGUCUCUGAUUACGUCAGCACUGCAGACCUGGCACUCACCCCAUCCACAGGGGCACCAACAGCCCCCUGGGUGCCCCCUCUCAGCCUCCCCUCAGACCAGAACCACAGCCUCCCUCCUGUACUGGCCGGCCAGCCACCUGAGGCCUUGGCCCCCAUGACGUCAGUAUUUGACAGCUAUGUGGAGCUCCCUUCGGCCAUGGGCCAGCCCCCUAAGCCCCCUCUGGGCAGUCCUGCCCCUCCCAUAGCCAGCAGCCCCAUCCCGAGCCCCAAGGAGCCCCGGGUAGAGGUGACCCCAGUCUCCCCACACCCCGAGGGCCUCCUGGUCCUGCAGCAGGUGGGCGAUUACUGCUUCCUCCCUGGUGUCGGGUCCGGUGCGCUCUCACCCCAAAGUAAGUCCCCUUCUCCGGAACCCUGUCCUGAGAUCAGGGACCUGGACCAGGUGUUCCAGGUCAAGAAGUCUCCGCGUCAGUCCAUUCCCCAGGUGCCUGCCAUUCAGCUCUUCAAAGCCCUGAAGCAGCAGGACUACCUGUCGCUGCCGCCCUGGGACGUCAGCAGGCCUGGGGAGGUGUGCUGACCCCUGCAGCCCCCGGGGGGGCACGCGUGGAAGGGGCGUCUGCCUUCCCUCCCGCCUGCCUUCCUCUCACCAGCCUCGGGUUUUUUCCACCCUCAUUUCUACAACGCCACAGAAAGGAGACCAGAAAAAUGAGUGAACCACCUAACUUCUCCCUUGGCCUUUAGCAAGGUCAAGCUUCUCUCUCCCCCUGCACCCCUCCCCUGUCCCACUGACACACACACAGACACACACACACAGUUUUCUUUCAAGUUCGCCUAUUUUUAGGUUCUGAAUUAUUAGAACAUUCCAUACACACUCAUUUCGUGUGCCCUCAUUUUCUUUAUUACCAGGCUUUUGCUCAUUUCUUCUUUCUCUUUUCCCUGCUUUAGUAUUAGAGUGAGGUCCAAGCGAAGCAUGUUCUGAGAGGUCACGGCUCAGUCAGGGCCUAUUCUGAGGCGGGCGUGACAGGCCGUGUAGGAGGCCCUGUGUCCGCAGCCUGUUUGCAGCAGGUGCAAAUGCCAGAUCCAGGCCAGGGGCAGGGGGCGGGGGCACAGGGGCAGUGGGGCCCCGGGGGUCCGGGGCUUGGCUGAGCAGCGCAGGACUGCACCUGCCUUCCACCUGCCUUCGUCAGGCACUGUGGCCCCAGAUGUGGUGGCCAAGCACCGUUAUGUGACUCCAAGAAAUGGGUGUGGUAAGAGGGUGUGGUUAGGAAGAACCAUUCUGAGGUUGUGGGAAGCUGGGCAGGUCUCAGCUAAGUGGCAGGGAGGGUUGGGGCCAUAGGGCCUGCGCCGGGGGUGACCACCGACCUGCUUCCUGGCGGACUUCCUGCACCCAGGCUGGCGGGACCAGAAAAGUCAGGAGGAGAGGGGCGCUCGGAACCCACGUCUGCUGUGGGCAAGUUAGAAGAACUGCUCCGUCCUUUUUGCAGAAAGGCCUGCAAUGCCCACAGCCAAGUUCAAGGGGCUUGUGGCCUACGUCUAGGCCUAUGAAGGGAUCACAGUUCUUUUAAAUCUUUGCCUUCCUGCUAGGCAAAAAUUAUGGCAUUAAAUUAUUUUAAUUUUCAUUAUCUAAUAACUUUCAAGUUUGCACAUACUUUUUUAUCUCAUGGGCCUUGUUUUGUUUGCUUGUUUGUUUGUUUUGUUUUGUUUUACUGGGCUAUGCUCAGGGAGGACUUGGUUCUGUCAGGUGCUCGUCUUCUUCUGAUGAAGAUUUUAAAGCUGUUACGUAUGGUCUUCCACACACGGUGCUUGUUGUGUUUCCCCGGCAUAGGAUUUGCCUCUGAAUGUGUACGUGGGGCUUGUGGGCGCCCACAAAGCAGAGUUUCCUGUUCGGCCUCCCGGGGAACACCAGCAGGGCCCCACAAAGGCCUUCCCGCUUCCAAAGUGCACUCGUCCUAAUUUAUUUUUUCUAGUUCUUUCUGGGUUUCAGCCUUUUCAUGUAAAAUGGUCAUGCUUUUGGAAUGCACACACAGGAGCUGAGAGCUAGCCUCUGCUGCCUUCUAGCGAGUGGCCCGGGGGUCUUUGCAUUACUGGUUGGAUCUCCUGUUCCUCGUCCAUGUGUAUGAAAUGCCAGUUUUACGACACAGAAAGUCCCUGAAUGUGCUCAGUCCAUUUCUAGGCUUUGGACUUUAUUGUUCUCUGAAUGGCACCUGCCACUUUGAUGGGUCUUUCUAGCUUUAUAAGUUUUAACAUGUGGUAGAGCAAGCGUUCUUGUUACUUUUUGUUCACAAAUCCCUGUUCAUCUCAACAAUGUUUGUGGGUGAGGAAGAUUAUACACGACUUGAAUAUUCACCAAGAGUGAAAUUAAUACCAGUGCUUUUUGUACAUUCUAAAGUAGAAACCUAUGUUACGAGUGAAUGAGGGAAACCUACUGUAUCAGAAAGAAGUCCUAGACGUUAAUUCCAAAAUGUUCAGACAUUGUUACCUAGGAAAAAAUUGCAAUAAAAUGUUUUUAAUUCUAAAACCAA
This is a messenger RNA of Artibeus jamaicensis (Jamaican fruit-eating bat), 5093 nucleotides long. It is a transcript of the gene CSF2RB, whose product is annotated as colony stimulating factor 2 receptor subunit beta. The coding region runs from base 413 to 3148 and encodes 911 amino acids. The record is from RefSeq and is a predicted model, not a curated record. Gene Ontology annotation, biological process: cytokine-mediated signaling pathway; immunoglobulin mediated immune response. The transcript is spliced from 14 exons. Gene Ontology annotation, molecular function: cytokine receptor activity; protein binding. Gene Ontology annotation, cellular component: external side of plasma membrane; membrane. NCBI's taxonomy places the organism in Eukaryota, Metazoa, Chordata, Mammalia, Chiroptera, Phyllostomidae.